Molecule: messenger RNA, 669 nt
Organism: Cylindrotheca closterium
Lineage: Eukaryota; Bacillariophyta; Bacillariophyceae; Bacillariales; Bacillariaceae
Source: the annotation of a GenBank genome assembly
AUGAAUCCACACCUCCUCGUCAUCGAGCUAAACAACCAAGCUGUUGCUUUCAUGAAGCAAAACCAAUUCCAUGAUGCCAUAUCGGCUACUUCUGCUGCUUUGAAAUACCAGAGAGAGAUUGAAAUUGCACGUUCUGUCGCUCAAUGUAGUACUUCAGAAGGAGAAGAGGAAUGCGCCUGUGAUUGCAUCGAUCAGUACAUGCUGGAGUGCGAUCGCGUUGAUCUUCCUUGUUCUGCUCUCUCCUCAGAAUUCGUUUAUCAACAAGGUAUCCCCAUCCCAUACAAUGCCACAAAGACAAUGGCGCAAGUCACACCUAUCAUCAUCUUCAAUUCCGCACUUUCCCACCAGCUAUUGGCACUACACCAACAGCACCACCAAGCGGGAACAAUAAAAUCCCAACAUUUUCUGACACAUGCCAAACGCUUAUACCAGCUUGCUCACGACGCUAAUGACAGAGAGGAGAAUGUUCUCUUUCAGUUUGCAGUCAUCAACAACACCGCCGUAAUCCACAAGGCUCUUGGUAAUUUGGCCGCGUCCAAGAAAUGCUUCGACUUCCUACUUUCUUUGCUCAUGGUCUUUAUCGAUCGUGGGUGCAGUACGCAGGUGAAACAUAUGCAUGACUUUUUGGUCAAUGUAAGCGCAAAUGCCGGGACAGCUGCAGCUGCAUAA